UAUCAGUGUUGAUUGCUUUCUCCACCUGUCCAUGCUUCUGCUUUCGCUGAGCACAAAUCUGGCCGCUCGCGCCGCAGCUUCCGCUUUAAUCUGCCCGGAAUGACAUCACAGCUGCCGGCGCGAGGAGCGGGGGCGCCGGGCGGGGAGCGCCAUUUUCACGCUGUGGCCGGUCAGUCAGCCAGCAGCUCACACAGCUGUCACCUCCGUCUGCCACACCGACACCGGUACCGAGCGGGUUUCCUGGAGCUGCUGCGGCCAUGGAGGCGGCGGUGAAGAGGCCUGUCCCGUGCGGCUCGGACUAAAGCCUGGUUCUGGUUCUGACACGCCGUUGCUAGGCGGCUAGAAUGUAGCUACAACACAAGGAGAACCUGAUGCGGUGAAGUCCGGUUUCAGUCCUCAGAAAGACCAAACCAUCACUGGCAGCUCGAAGAUUCAGCGUCUCGGUGGCGACAGAACCGAGCCUUCAGAGAGCAGGAAUCUGACGGUCGAGCUUCUACGAAUGUCCCAGAGAACGGAUGCGUGAGGACAUGUCCACCAUGGUGAAGGAGGAGGAGGAUCCGGGGGAGAAGCUGUCACAAGAUGAGAUCAUCUCCCAGACCAAGCAGGUGAUCCAGGGGCUGGAGGCCCUGAAGCAGGAGCACCACUCCAUCCUGGAGGGUUUGCUGGGUACUCUGCGCUGCCUGAAGCAGGACGAGGAGGGCGUCCUCGUCGAGGAGAAGUCGCACAUGAUCCGCAAGUCCCUGGACAUGCUGGAGUUGGGACUUAGUGAAGCUCAGGUGAUGAUGGCGCUGUCUAACCACCUGAGCUCGGUUGAGUCGGAGAAGCAGAAGCUACGUGCUCAGGUGCGCCGAUUGUGCCAGGAGAACCAGUGGCUGAGGGACGAGCUUGCAGGGACCCAGCAGAAACUGCAGAAGAGCGAGCAGAGUGUAGCUCAGCUGGAAGAGGAGAAGAAGCACCUGGAGUUCAUGAACCAGCUGAAGAAGUACGAUGAAGACCUCUCGCCCUCGGAGGAGAAGGACUCUGACUCCAGUAAGGAGACUCUGGAUGAUCUCUUUCCAGAUGACCAGGACGACCAGGCUCCAGGCAUCCAGCCAGCUCACGGCAGUGCCGCCGCCGCAGCUGCUCAGCAGGGAGGAUACGAGAUCCCAGCUCGCCUGCGAACCCUGCACAACCUGGUGAUCCAGUACGCCUCGCAGGGCAGGUACGAGGUGGCCGUGCCUCUCUGUAAACAAGCCCUGGAAGACCUGGAGAAGACCUCUGGACACGACCAUCCCGACGUAGCUACCAUGCUCAACAUCCUCGCGCUUGUUUACAGGGAUCAGAACAAAUACAAGGAGGCAGCUAACCUGCUGAAUGAUGCUCUGGCCAUCAGGGAGAAGACUCUUGGAAAGGACCAUCCAGCUGUUGCUGCAACCCUGAAUAACCUGGCUGUGCUGUAUGGGAAGAGAGGAAAGUACAAGGAGGCAGAACCUCUGUGCAAGAGAGCGCUGGAGAUCCGAGAAAAGGUUUUGGGGAAGGACCACCCAGAUGUUGCCAAGCAGCUGAACAACCUGGCCCUUCUGUGCCAGAACCAGGGCAAAUAUGAGGAAGUGGAGUAUUAUUACAUGAGAGCGCUGGAGAUCUAUCAGACUCAACUGGGGCCUGAUGACCCCAACGUGGCCAAAACCAAGAACAACCUGGCGUCCUGUUACCUCAAGCAGGGCAAGUUCAAGCAAGCUGAGACUUUGUAUAAAGAAAUCCUGACCCGCGCUCAUGAGAGGGAGUUUGGUUCUGUUGAUGAUGAGAAUAAACCAAUCUGGAUGCACGCUGAGGAACGGGAGGAGAAGAGCAAGGGGAAGCAGAAGGACAGUUCCCCGUUUGGUGAAUAUGGAGGCUGGUACAAAGCCUGUAAAGUUGACAGUCCCACAGUCACAACGACCUUGAAAAACCUGGGGGCGCUCUACAGGCGGCAGGGCAAGUUUGAGGCGGCGGAGACACUGGAAGAAGCUGCUAUGCGCUCCAGAAAACAGGGUCUGGAUAACGUUCACAAGCAGCGUGUGGCCGAGGUCCUGAGUGAACCCGAGGGCCGCGAAAAGCAGCGGAGCCGCGAGAGUUUGACCUCGGACACGGUGAAGUACGAGAGCGGGCCGGACGGUGGCGAGGAAGUGAGUAUGAGCGUGGAGUGGAAUGGGGACGGCUCCGGAUCUCUGAAGAGGAGCGGCUCCUUCAGUAAAAUCCGGGCUUCACUGCGCCGCAGCAGCGAGAAGCUGGUCCGGAAGCUAAAGGGUGGCGGCUCGGCGCGUGACGGCGAGUCCAAAAACCUGGGCAUGAAGCGAGCCAGCUCUCUGGGGAUUCUUAACCUGCCGGACAAGGCCACCAAUGAGCAAGAACGAAAUAAUCGUUUGAGGAGAAGUCGCGACCUGAGUUCCAGCCAGACGGACCUGGUGCGUUGAAGGAGGCGACCCGGCGGCGGGGGCCGGAGUGUCCUCGGACCCUCCGAGGGCCGUGCUGUAAAUAGCUGCUUGUGAAAGCUUCCUCUGCCGUAAGCCGGCUGUUUGGGCAUCAUCCCUGUAAAUGCUGGAGUUUCUCAGACACUUCUGGACCUCGGUUCCUGAUCCGUUCAGUUGCAGAAGUGCUGCAGAGUUUAUGUGGUUUUUGUUGUUAACUUUCUGCUGCGCUGACGAGUCUGAACAAAAGCUUUCAUUUAGCUCCAAAGGAAGGAAGUGCAGUUUUUCUGUGUUUUAUGUGAGGAGAUGCUCAAUAUGCACUGACUGUAAACCACCAAGUGACCAAUGGUAACUAAUCCAGGAGGAAGUGCAAUACCAAGGAUGACCACUAGGUUCUGGCUCCAUAACAACUGCAAAAAGCACCAAUUCAAAGAAAAUACUGGAGAACACAGUUAUGCUUAAAAAAGCAAUAAAUAAGAACUAUAUAAAGGGGAGAUGUCUGGAAUCAAACAGUCUGAGGGUCUUUAUGAAAAUCGAUACAUCAACCAAUAAAUCAAUUUCAACUGUUGUCUUAACAUUUUUGAAUCAACUUGAAUUUAUGCGUCAGUUUAUUUGUCUUUUUGUGAGCGUUUUUCUCGCCUUAAAUUUGAAUCCAGAAAUGAUGAAUGUCAGCUCUCUUCUGAAUGGAAGUCAUCAGUCAAGACAAUGAAAAAAAGCCUCUUCUGUUGUUAUCUGCUCAGACUGUUCAGAUCAAGCUGUUAGGGUUCCAAUAAAGUUCGUUUGAAAUUCUCUUAGUUCACUUUUCACUGCUGGAUUUUUAAAGAACUUGUACUCUUGCAUUGUUUAGCUUGUUAUUUCAGAUCAAAGUUUUUGUCUUUUUGGGUGAAAAGACUCUAGCGGCUCACCUGCGUCACAGUCUGAAGAGCUGAUGUUCUGUCUGAGCUUCGGUUCAUGAACCGUCCGCCUCGCCCACCUCUGACUCACCAAAACAGGAAGUCCACACUUUUCCCUCUUAUUCACUGCCCACAGGAGCUAAACUAAACCUGAAGUGUGCCGGCCUGCCUCGGCUGCCUCCUCAGUUCCAUGUGCUGCAGGCUGAAUGGCGCUCCCUGUUUGCACAGAGCGGUUUGUUUGUGAGUCUCUGGAGCAGGCCGGGUCUGCUGGCAUCCUGCAGGUUUGAGCUGCUUGGAUGUUUCUUCUUGACAGGACAGUGCCAUGCUGGACUGGACAACAAGGUGCAGGUUAUUAAAAAACAGCUAAAAAACAAAAUUCUAAACUCUAAAACAGAAAACAUUUUCACACAGUUCUGAAUGUGAAGCUUUGAUGAAAAGUUCAUCUUCUCUGACAUUUCAUAUUUGGUGCAGAUGUCUUUAUGAUUGUUAUUCAGAGUAACGUUCACUGUGCAAAACGCUGCGUCUUUAAAGAAACUGUUUACUUGUUUGACUUUCUGUUCCACUGUUGACAUGCUUGAAAUGUUGGAGUCAUGAACAGACCUUUCCGCUGAGGUACAGGGUGAAAGGUUCUACGGGGUUUUUGGAUUUCCCAGAUGAACUUAAUUUUGGUUUUAGUUGUUUUUGUGUUAGUUUUUUUCAUCCAGAUGAAUCUAAAGUCAUGAAGCAGUGCACUGAGGAAAUAGAUGAACUAGUUUGAUGGAUGAGGACCAAACAGUCUGGUUCUUUUGACACUUUAAAGCCUCACUCAGGGUUCUGUUCACGUGUUGGUUCUGGAGCUCCAGCAGACAGCACACGGAGCCCAAGUUUGUCUCACACAGAAGACAUUUGAUUUACUCAGACUUUGUACAGAAAAUGUGUACGCUUUUCCACUCAUGACGACACAAUAAUAAAUGUUGAAGAACGA
Molecule: messenger RNA, 4283 nt
Organism: Oryzias melastigma (Indian medaka)
Lineage: Eukaryota; Metazoa; Chordata; Actinopteri; Beloniformes; Adrianichthyidae
Gene: klc1a
Product: kinesin light chain 1a
Exons: 16
Coding region: 516-2432 (638 amino acids)
Biological process (GO): axo-dendritic transport
Cellular component (GO): cytoplasm; membrane-bounded organelle; kinesin complex
Molecular function (GO): kinesin binding
Source: RefSeq, a predicted model, not a curated record